UGGCUUAAUUGGUUCAAUUCUCAAUUUACCUGGUGCCUCGAAAGUAUUUAAGAAAUUAGAAGGUUUUGCUUUGAAGAUAAAAAAUUAUGAACCGAUUUGUCCAUUAUACGAAUCUUUAACAUUAAUUUGUGAUAAUAUUUUAAAUAUGGAUUUGAAAUUGAGUUCAAAUAAUUCAGUGGAAUUAUUAGCAAAACUUAUUGGUGUUCAAAAACGUUUAGAAAAUCUAUCAAUUAGUGCUCGUCAUGUAGAUUGUGGUUUAUUAUUAUGGAAUAUUAUUAGUCAAAAAGAAACAUUAAAGAGUCUUCAUCUAUAUUCA
Molecule: messenger RNA, 316 nt
Organism: Dentiscutata erythropus
Lineage: Eukaryota; Fungi; Glomeromycota; Glomeromycetes; Diversisporales; Gigasporaceae
Source: the annotation of a GenBank genome assembly